AUGGCAGACUUUUCAGUCUCUUACAACGUCUAUCUCAGCAAAAUGGAUGCCAGGUUGUUGCGCGAGGUAGUCCGCGCGAGCUUAGCGGCAUCGAGUGAGUGGGAAAACUACGCCGCCAGAGAAAUAUUUCUCGCGUCAGAGCUAUUUUCCAAAUUAGAAGAAGUUCUCGUACCCCGCUUCUUGAAACGUGACCUUAUCUGGCCGAUUGGUGAUUGUCUGCAAAUAGUAAGGGCAAACCCUGCUUUUCCGCCGCAAAAGCUUUAUGAGAUCUUGACUGUUUAUUUCCCUGCGGACUUGGAUGAUACUACUGUGUUAUCCUUGGAAAAAUGUUACGGCAUGAUACACUGGCAUGCCGAGCCCGACUGGGAUUCUCCAGAGGAACCACCUCAUCCUAUGGUAGGAUUUCUCUCUCAAAAACGUGCAUGGAUGAAUGGGAAGAUUGAGUAUCGUGGACAGGCUGCUCGACGUUUAGUUUACCUUUUCAAAUUCAAGGAUGAAGAAGCUGAGCAACACUACAAGGAGAAUAUGAGAUGGGGCUCGCGUAUCCGUAAUGGACGGAAAAUUUGGGAGGUUAUGGAUCAUUUACUUGAAGAUUUGGAAAAUUUUGGUAUGCUAGGAUAUGAAUCUCGGCAUGUCCGGUUUUUAGAGGUGAAGGAAGGUAUAUCAGAGAAUGCGUAUUUCCCGCUGCCUCCUCCACUCCCUGUCGUCCUUGACAUUGGCAUGACUAGGGAGGAGGCAAUAGCAUCUUAUCAGUUCCCUACCGAAUCUGAUGAUGAUGACUUAUAG
Penicillium cosmopolitanum is the source of this 786-nucleotide messenger RNA. RefSeq lists its product as uncharacterized. The transcript is spliced from 2 exons. Lineage: Eukaryota; Fungi; Ascomycota; Eurotiomycetes; Eurotiales; Aspergillaceae. Bases 1 to 786 code for a protein of 261 amino acids. The record is from RefSeq and is a predicted model, not a curated record.